Molecule: messenger RNA, 546 nt
Organism: Trametes versicolor FP-101664 SS1
Lineage: Eukaryota; Fungi; Basidiomycota; Agaricomycetes; Polyporales; Polyporaceae
Exons: 2
Coding region: 1-546 (181 amino acids)
Source: RefSeq, a predicted model, not a curated record
AUGGCCAGUAUUGCCUCUCUGGAACAAGUCGUCCGCGAUGCCUGUGUCGCGUACGCUCCUGCGCUCGCCCGGGAAGUCGACCGCGCCGUGAUUGGCUUGGAGGAGAUGAGGGAGAGCGGGUCCCACGGCCCCGAUGACUGGCGCGCCGCGUUAGACGACACCCUGAAGCUGAUGGGUGACUACUUCGCGGUCACUCUGCACGGAAGGGAGAUGGUCCCCCUCCUUGAGCGAGUUGAGAUGCUGCUCUGCCUCACGCAUGACCCCGACGGCUUGUGGCUGUACUUCCAGGAGCGAUUCUUGCUCGCCAAGAGACGCGCGACGCGCCUGUACUACCUCGGGGCCCUCCACCGCGUAGAAGCGGCCUCCAUGCAGGCGCGCAUCGUUCGGGGUGUGGCCUCUCGUUCGGACGCGCCGCUCGGACUGGCCUCGGCUGUGACCCGCUUGGAGGCCCACCUGCACGAACUUCGGACGGUCCGCGAGGAGUUGAAGGAGGAGCUGCAGCUCGUCGGGGAAGUCGACCCGGACGCUGUGACGGAGGUACGGUGA